CCUUCCCAUGUGCCAAUGCUAAACCCGUGACAAUAUUCCUCCUUAGCACGCUUCAGUCUCCUCCACGCGUGUUAACUCUUACCUCCCUCGCAUGCUCGCACGUUUCAACGUCCCAACUACUUUUCUCUCUCCUCUCGCCGGAAUUCUCAUCGGAAAUUCCCGAAUUGUCCUCGCUGACUCCUCCUGCUCCUUCACCGAUGUCAUAAAACGCCACCGUUUCUCCGGUUGCCUAGAGAGGCCAAACUCAUCUUCCCGGAGACUAGAGUCAGUGUACUGCGAAAAUUUAGAGCUUAUUUUGCAAUGCUGUGUGAAAAAGAGACUACUUUCAUCGAUAUGGCUAGCUGUUUCAUCCAAGUAUUCGUUGAGAAGGACAUAUUGUUAACUUUUGUCUAGCUAAUAUUUAAUCUUUAAAAAGAUGAAUGUGGCCACGGAUAUGCAAAAGUUGAUUAGAAGUAGUGAAGGUGAUGAAGAAGAAGAGAUGGAUAUGGAUGCACAGGAAGAAGAUGAUGACGAAGAAGGUAAAAACAUGGCAGCUGCCAUGAUGGUCAAUAUGGAUGGAGGAAUUGCUACGAGCAGCGACAGUCAGUUUCAGUAUCACCCCCAAAUCCAAGAAGAGGCAAACAGUCAGGGAGGAGUUGCUAAAAGGCCGAGGCCAUUAGAGGAGAAGGAGAGAACAAAGCUGCGGGAGCGGCAUAGGAGAGCUAUUACGGCUAGGAUCUUGGCUGGGCUUCGUCGCCAUGGGAAUUACAAUCUUAGGGUCAGAGCUGACAUAAAUGAUGUGAUUGCAGCUUUGGCAAGGGAAGCUGGCUGGGUUGUGCUUCCAGAUGGCACUACAUUUCCUUCACAAUCUCAGGAUUCAAGGCCUUCUGGUGAACCUUCAAUACCAGCUGCCGUGCCCUCUUCGCAAAUGUUGCCCCAGCAGACUCUGUCUGCUUCCUUCAAAGGUGUAUGCCCUGGCUAUCAAAACUCAGUGGAAUAUGAUACAUGUCAAAUGAAAGGUGUUUCUGUGCCUACUGCAUCUCCUUAUGAUGUAUCUUCCAGUCCACAUUCCCAUGCAUCCUCCACUGUAGGUAGUAGGGGAGAAAGAAUAGACAAUCAUCUUCAUAUAAGUAGCUCUGUGGAUAUCGUUGCUAACAAACAGGUGCACUAUCCCAUCCUUUUUACCCCUCCCCCCAACAAAAUAAAAAGAAGAAGAAAGGUGGUUGAUUCCGUUGAUCCCUCCUCAAGGUUACAUGAGCAUGACUUUGCUGGCACUCCAUAUAUUCCAGUUUAUGUAAUGCUACCAUUGGGAGUCAUAAAUAUGAAAUGCGAGCUUACUGACCCUGAUGGGGUGCUGAAGCAGCUGAGGAUUUUGAAAUCAAUUAGUGUUGAUGGUGUUAAGGUUGACUGUUGGUGGGGAAUAGUGGAAGCUCAUGCUCCGCAGGAGUAUAACUGGAAUGGUUACAAAAGACUCUUCCAAAUUGUAAAAGAUCUCAAACUUAAAUUACAGGUUGUGAUGUCAUUUCAUGAAUGUGGAGGCAACUUUCGCGAUGAUGUUUGUAUUCCUUUGCCCCUUUGGGCGACGGAGAUUGGUCGUAGUAACCCUGACAUAUAUUUCACUGAUAAAGAGGGACGAAGAAAUUCUGAAUGUCUUUCAUGGGGAAUUGAUAAAGAGCGGGUGCUAAAAGGUCGAGCUGCUUUCGAGGUCUAUUUUGAUUUCAUGCGAAGCUUCCGGAUAGAGUUUGAUGAGUUCUUUGAAGAUGGUAUCAUUUCCAUGGUUGAAGUUGGACUUGGUCCAUGUGGCGAUUUGAGGUACCCCUCUUUCCCAGUUAAGCAUGGCUGGAGAUACCCUGGCCUCGGUGAAUUCCAGUGUUAUGAUCAGUACAUGUUGAAAAGCUUACAGAAGGCAGCUGAAGCCAGAGGACACUCGUUUUGGGCUAAAGGGCCAACUAAUGCUGGUUUCUACAACUCACAGCCCUAUGAGACCGGAUUUUUUUGUAAUGGAGGUGAAUACGAAGGCUAUUAUGGCAGGUUCUUUCUUAAAUGGUACUCUCAAGUCCUAGUUGAACACGGUGACCGGAUACUUUCUUUGGCCAAGCUAGCUUUUGAAGGAACCUGCAUUGCUGCAAAGCUAUCAGGGAUACAUUGGUGGUACAAGACUGAUAGUCAUGCAGCUGAACUAACAGCAGGGUUCUACAACCCAUGUAACCGUGAUGGUUAUGCUGCGAUGAUGUCCAUGUUGAAGAAGCAUGGAGCUGCGUUGACCUUCACACCUGCAGAAGUGGACUUGUUGGAUCAGCUUGAGAAUUCUUCUGAACCACUUGCCGAUCCUGAAGGACUGGCUUGGCAAGUUCUGAAUGCUGCAUGGGAUGUUUGCAUUCCAGUUUCCAGUGAAAAUUAUGUUCCUUGUCAUAGUAGAGAAGUAUAUAACAAAAUGCUCGAAAAUGCAAAACCCUUCAAUGAUCCCGAUGGACGGCACUUGCUAUCAUUUACAUACCACAGGCUUAGUCUCCAACUCAUGGAAAGACACAAUCUUAUGGAAUUUGAAAGAUUUGUCAAGAAAAUGCAUGGAGAAGCAGUUCUUGACCCCCAGAUAUAAUUGAAGAUAAAUUGUCCGAUUCUUCUGCGGUUGACUGUUGCAGUUUUGGUAUAGUUAACAAAUUGGAUAGGUGAACUCCUUAGUGUAAAUGUCAAACAAACUUCAUGUACAUGAUUUGAUUGGUAAGAAAAGCCGGAUAUUUAGUUAGCUAAGAGAGCUUUUGCUUUGAAGUUUCACAGUAUAUAUUGGUGUAAAGGUUCAUUUCCUUCUGAUUCCAAACAUUCAGUGUGCAUGUUGCUUUUGCAAACAUGAUUCAUUCUGCAUUACUACUAUUCUUCAGUGCGAGAAGAUAACAUUGA
Spinacia oleracea (spinach) is the source of this 2877-nucleotide messenger RNA. Its product is annotated as beta-amylase 7. The record is from RefSeq and is a predicted model, not a curated record. Lineage: Eukaryota; Viridiplantae; Streptophyta; Magnoliopsida; Caryophyllales; Amaranthaceae. Gene Ontology annotation, biological process: polysaccharide catabolic process. The coding region runs from base 416 to 2578 and encodes 720 amino acids. The transcript is spliced from 11 exons. Gene Ontology annotation, molecular function: beta-amylase activity.